UCCACAGUUCUUCACAUAGGCGUUCAAGGUAUUGAGCUGCCAGGUGGUGAGGGGGCCACAAUGGACCAUUUUGGUGGCUGAAGCAGCUCCCUGGGGCAGAGCAGGCAGCAGAGGGGGUGGCAUUGCAUGGCUAUGGUGAAUCCAGAGGCUCCAACACCACUCCCCGGGAGGCAGGAGGGAAAUGGAGGCAGGAGGCACAUCCCCUUGGCAUCCUCUACCCCCCAGCCCUGAGCCACUGAGGGGCCCAGGCUCUGGCUGCCUGAUAAUGGUGCCUUUGUGCUACUGCUGACUCAGGGCUUUUUGCUGGGCCCCGUGACCCAUCGGUGGGGGACAACGCAAGGGGAGACACAGCCGGCAGCAGGGGACAGGGCUGCGCUGCACAGGAUCGGGUGAGUGCCUGAGCUUUAUCUGCAGCGUGUUGGGCAAAGCCGCUAGACAGAAUGCAGGUGAGUGCCCCAGCCAACAGCACGGGGCAGGCAGCACCCCUGGGCCUUUGGUGGGAAUGCAGCAGAGGGAGGAGCUGAUGGGAUCCCAUCACUCAGCUCAGAGGACGUGCAUGGGGACAGCUCUGCCCCCUCCAUUUCUCUCAGCCCUGGCCAGCCUGGGUUUGCGGAAACCCCUCCCAGCAGCAUGGAGAGCAGCCUUCUCUUUUCUUUUGGCAGCACCGAAUCUCCCCAGUCCCCACCUCGGUGGGGGCUGCCCUUUCUCCCCUGCAGGAACCAUGGGCUCCCGGCACUUCCCUGCCCGGACUGUGCUCUUUGAGAAGGAGUCCACUGGUGUCACAUACCGUGUGCCAGCCCUGCUCUACCUGCCCUGUGUGGCCAAGCUGCUGGCCUUUGCCGAGGAGCGGCUGAGCGCCGACGAUGCCCACGCCAACCUGCUGGUGCUGCGCCGCGGCACUGUCUAUGGCAGCUAUGUGGAGUGGGAAGACAUGCGGGUGCUGGAGACGGCGGCACUGCAGCACCACCGCUCGAUGAACCCCUGCCCGCUCUAUGAUGAGUUCACCGGCACCCUCUUCCUCUUCUUCAUCACGGUGCUGGGCAGGACACCCGAAGCCUUCCAGAUUGUCACCGGGCAGAAUGUCACUCGCCUCUGCUGCGUCACCAGUGCCGAUCAGGGCCUGAGCUGGAGCAAAGCCACUGACCUGACGCAGCAGGUCAUCGGCAGGGCCAUCAAAGAGUGGGCCACCUUUGCGCUGGGCCCAGGGCAUGGGAUCCAGCUGCGCUCUGGCCGGCUGCUGGUGCCCGCCUACAGCUACCACAUCGACUGCAAGGAGUGCUUUGGGCAGCUCUGCAAGACCACCCCGCACUCUUUCGCCUUCUACAGUGACGACCACGGCCAGGGAUGGCGUUUUGGGGAGUUCAUCCCCAACCUGCAGACAGGAGAGUGCCAGCUGGUGUCGGUGGAUGAGGAGGAUGGCUCCAACGUCCUCUACUGCAAUGCCCGCAGCUCCCUGGGCUUCCGUGUCCAGGCACUGAGCACUGAUGAUGGGGCUGUCUUCCAUGGGGGGCAGCUGGUCCCACGGCUGGUCGAGCCCCCACAUGGCUGCCACGGCAGCAUCAUCGGCUUCCCCGCACCUUUAGUGUACGGCCCUCAGCCCCGCUCGGCUCUGCAGGCACUCCCUGCCAUGGUUGCUGGCAGCAGGACUUCAACAGGACCUCGCAGCUGUGCCUCAUUCCAAGGGGAUCCCAAAGGCACUUCUGGGCCCUUCUUCCAAGCGCCGACAUGGGUGCUCUACUCACACCCCACCAGCUCCAUGUCACGGGUCAACAUGGGGGUUCACCUCAGCACCUUCCCUAGGGAUGCAGACAGCUGGACUGAGCCCUGGGUCAUCUACGAGGGCCCGAGCGCUUACUCAGACCUGGCUUACAUGGAGCUGCCCCACGGCCAGUUCCCUGUCUCUGGUGGCCCAGCCAUUGCUUUUGCCUGUCUGUACGAGAAUGGGAAGCGCUCGCCCUACGAGCAGAUCUCCUUCAGCAUGUUCACACUGCAUGAUGUGCUCCAGAACAUCCCCCUGACGGCUGCAGCGCCCCGCAGGAAGCGAAGGCGAAGGAGCUGUUGUGUCUGCUAGAGCCGUCCGCAGUGUCCCCUGGCAGGGGACAGCCAUGGACAGAUGGGGCCAGCUACCACCAGUGGCCAGGCUAGAGCUAGUGGCACCUGGGGACAGCCUGACAUGAGCCCUGUGGCACUGUGAGCUGUGCUGAUGUUGGGAUGCUGGGAGCCGGACUGUGCUGAGGGCUGCUGUCCCAAAACAGGGUUUUAUCUCAUUUUUAUUGCUGGUUUUUAAAUAUAUGGUGGUUGGGCUUACAAGUUCGUGCUGAUAUGACCGUGUCAUCCCAGUUCUCAGCCAUCGUCCCUCUGUCCUACCAGCCUUGCACCUCCCGUCCUCCAUCUAAAAUCCUCCUGAAUAAAUAACUGAUUCCUCAUGCCACUCUCCUGCUGCUUCCAGCUUCUCACCUGUGCAGGGUGCUGGAGAUGCUGUCUCACCUGCCCCCAAAAAUCCCUGCCAGCGGGCAAGCUUCCCACCCAGAUCCACAGCACCCAAAAAAACCAUAUUCACGUGAAUUAAAGAAGCAGCUAAUUGCUUUCCCAAACACACACAGUCAAACAGAUAUCUGUGGAACCAAGAACCAUGCAGAUGUUGCCCUAAGGGGCAUGGUCAGUGGCAGUGGUGGGAUGGGUUGUGUUUAGAGGUCUUUUCCAACCUUAAUAACCCUAUGAAAUACACACUGAGGGGCGCCAGCCUGACGUUUGCUGUGUGUGUGGAUGUAUAUGCAUGAGUGUGAAUUCUGAGGGAUCUGCACCCCAUUUCCAGCACCGCCUCCUCCAGCAUGCCUCUAUUCCACAGCUCCAGCCCCGACCAAGCUGGGAGUCUGAGCUGCCCCCCACAGGAGGCACUACCACCGCAAAA
Meleagris gallopavo (turkey) is the source of this 2911-nucleotide messenger RNA. The record is from RefSeq and is a predicted model, not a curated record. NCBI's taxonomy places the organism in Eukaryota, Metazoa, Chordata, Aves, Galliformes, Phasianidae.